This is a messenger RNA of Paramacrobiotus metropolitanus, 2298 nucleotides long. Its product is annotated as sterol O-acyltransferase 2-like. NCBI's taxonomy places the organism in Eukaryota, Metazoa, Tardigrada, Eutardigrada, Parachela, Macrobiotidae. The record is from RefSeq and is a predicted model, not a curated record. Gene Ontology annotation, biological process: cholesterol metabolic process. Gene Ontology annotation, cellular component: endoplasmic reticulum membrane.
UUUUUUAUCCCCUUAAAAUUAUUUUUAUUGCUCACGUGUCGUCGAAGCUACCGCAAGAAUUAAAUCGGAAGUCGUAGCCCAUUUCCACUACUUCUACAGAAAGAAUAUUAUCGCAAUCGCUCACGAUGGAACUUCGCUUGGCCACUCCUCCGAGUAGCCCCUUUCUUAUCACUGUUGUUGCACGUGCCACAGAUAGGUACACAAACAUUACAGUAAUCGAACCGACCCCUGGCAGUCAACGUUUUCCCUUCAAGCUGCAGUCUUCUCCUUGUGCUUGUUUGUUCUUACUGAAGCGCACAGAAUGGACAAUCCGCAGGGAAAUCGGGAUCGCACGGCGUCCUUGUCGGGCAGCAUCAGUCCUGACUGCGACUUGCAGGACUUCUUGACGGGCGAGCGCAACGACAACGAGCCAGCCUCAUCCUCGUCGCAGUCAGGCAGCGCUCAGCUCCGUGAACGCAGACGCCCGAAAUCGCCGCCUGUUGCCAAAUCGGGAAUUUCACAGGAUUUUCCAGCGAAAUGAGAUGCGAUUGAAAGCCAAGAUUUUAAAAGCGAAAUGCGAGGAACAAGUGGAGCACUUCCAGGAGAUAUCCUAUGUUCGAAGAGCUGAUGGGGCAGUUGGACCACCCGGAAGGCGUCCCCUCGGCGUAUCCGUCUAGCAGUCAACUGAAGCCGGUGCCCAAGACCGGCAAACUGGUCAACAAGCGCUUCUACGCGCGACCAUCGCUCUUGACGGAACUGUUCGAGAUUCCACAUUUCCAAACCAUCCACUACAUUUUCAUUGCCGUUCUGCUGGUAUUCGGUCUGUCGACCAUUGUCAACGACUUCAUGUUCCACGGAACAUUUGGAUUGGAUUUUAAAGUGCUGCGUUACAAUUUCGGCAAGUUGUCGUCGGUAAUGGUGGUGUGGCUGUUCAUGCAAGCCUUCACGUUGCUCGGUGUCUUCGGUGCCCUAUUAGCCUGGUCGCGUUCCCGGUUUACUUCCUCCAGGCCCGGAGGCGUGGAUUAUGGGUUCUUGGCGUUGUAUAUCGUCUACCAAAUCACUUUUCUCGUGAUUCCCGUUUAUUACUUGGUGCAUUUGGACUUGCCGCCGGCGUCGACGGCCAUUGUUAUGUGCGAGCAGAUUCGUUUUAUGAUGAAGUCGCACGCGUUUGUUCGUGAGAAGAUCCCGGUGAUCAUGAGAGCCGACGGGAGCUCCGGUGAAGGUGUGCUGGAUUUCAGCAGAUACCUGUAUUUUCAGUUCGUGCCGACACUGGUUUAUCGCGAUAAUUAUCCAAGGACGAAGAAGAUACGCUGGAGCUUCGUGGUGGCUAACCUGGCCAACGUGGCCGGCGCCAUUAUGUACGCCUACUACGUCUUCAUCCGCUUCUGCAUUCCUGUCUUUCGCAAUUUUAAUCAUGUGCAUGUAAAUCUACCGACGUUUGUCAGUUCCGUGUUUAGCUGCAUCCUCCCCGGCUCACUUCUCUUUGUCGUGCUUUUUGCGUUGCUGCACUGCUGGAUGAACGCCUUCGCCGAGAUGUUCCGCUUCGCUGAUCGUAUGUUCUAUCGCGACUGGUGGAACUCAACUAAUUUCUCCAAUUAUUACCGCACAUGGAACGUGGUGGUGCACGAUUGGCUUUACUCGUACAUCUACAAGGAUCUUUACCUGUUGUGGGGCGCCAAAUACCGGCAUGUAGCCACCCUGGUGACCUUCAUCACGUCAGCCAUCUUCCACGAGUACAUCUUCUGCUGCACCUUCCAGUUCUUCUACCCGGUGCUUUUCGUCAUGUUCGGUGGCAUUGGAGUGUGGUUGAUGUUUGCGACGCAACACCGUUCCUCACCGCCGUGGAACGUUGUCCUGUGGGUGCUGCUGAUGCUGGGACUCGGAAUGCUGAUGUGCCUUUACACAAUUGAGUAUUACGCGCGCUUCAAUUGUCCCGCCAGCAGCGACAACAUCAUUGUGGACUAUUUGACGCCGCGCUCCUGGACGUGCCAUGUUGUCAGCAUCGAUAAUCCCGCCAAUACUACGACCUCUCAAUGAUCGUCCCUCCCGGAUGUUGGAGAAUUUACAAUCCCGUUUCCGUUUCGAAUUGUCUUUAUUCCAUUAAAUAAACCGGUUUCUUGGGCUUCCAUUUGGAUACCUAAUUGAGAAUGAGAUUAUUCAGAUUACGGAUGGUGUUUUUCAAGCACGGUCUGUUACAAGCAAGUGUUUGUAGCUUUAUUGUUCGCUACUUUUCAGGUAACAGUUACUCAUGCUUUGGUGAAUUUUGUAAUUUUAUUAUUAUUUUUGUACGGUUUUAAUAAAACGCAACAGAAAAACGAA